CCCUCCCUCCCUCCCUCCCUCCCUCUUACUCGGAGACAGUCAGAACUCUCCUCCCUGACAGCCACCAACCUACCGCACUGCCUGCAUUCGGAGAGGGAACCUGCAAACAAAACUUCACAGGAAACUUUGUUCUUGUUCCAGAGAAUUCGCUGAACGGGAGAAGGAGGGGGAAAAAAACGAGGAAAGGAAGAAAAGAGAAAAGAGAGAGAAAGGAAGACAGGAAGAAAGGGAGGGAAACCCCCCCCCCAACACCCCAACCUGUGCGCGAGCGGGGCAGGGAAGCCGGGCCUUGGGAGGAGGCGCCCACCCCGACCGCGCGGCCAGGAUGCCCCUGCUGUGGCUCCGAGGACUCCUGCUGGCGAGCUGCUGGGCGGCCGUGAGGACGUCCCCCACCCCGGGGCCCGAGGGCGCCUGCCCGUCCUGCGCGCUGGCCGCGCUGCCCGCGGAUGCGCCCGGCCCGCAGCCGGACAUGGUGGAGGCCGUCAAGAGGCACAUCCUGAACAUGCUGCACUUGAAGAAGAGGCCCGAAGUCACGCAGCCGGUGCCCAAGGCGGCGCUCCUGAACGCCAUCAGGAAGCUGCAUGUGGGCAAAGUGGGGGAGAACGGGUACGUGGAGAUCGAGGACGACAUCGGCCGCAGGGCAGAAAUGAAUGAACUCAUGGAGCAGACCUCGGAGAUCAUCACGUUCGCGGAGUCAGGCACAGCCAGGAAAACGCUGCACUUUGAGAUUUCCAAAGAAGGCAGUGACCUGUCGGUGGUGGAGCGUGCAGAAGUCUGGCUCUUCCUCAAAGUCCCCAAGGCCAACAGAACCAGGACCAAAGUCACCAUCCAGCUCUUGCAGAAGCAACCCCAGGGCGGCGUGGACGCAGGGGAGGAGGCGGAGGAAGCGGGCUUCACGGAGGAGAGGAACGAGGUGUUGAUAUCGGAGAAGGUGGUGGACGCGCGGAAGAGCACCUGGCACAUCUUCCCGGUCUCCAGCAGCAUUCAGCGGUUGCUGGACCAGGGCAGGAGCUCGCUGGACGUUCGGAUCGCCUGUGAGCAAUGCCACGAGACAGGCGCCAGCCUCGUGCUCCUGGGCAAGAAGAAGAAGAAGGAGGAGGAGGGGGAAGGGAAGAGGAAGGACGGAGGAGACGCGGGGGCAGACGACGACAAGGAGCAGUCCCACAGACCUUUCCUCAUGCUGCAGGCCCGCCAGUCUGAAGACCACCCUCAUCGGCGGCGGAGGCGGGGCCUGGAGUGUGACGGCAAGGUCAACAUCUGCUGUAAGAAACAGUUCUUUGUUAGUUUCAAGGACAUUGGCUGGAAUGACUGGAUCAUCGCUCCCUCCGGCUAUCACGCCAACUACUGCGAGGGUGAGUGCCCGAGCCACAUAGCAGGCACGUCUGGGUCCUCGCUCUCCUUCCACUCGACCGUCAUCAACCACUACCGCAUGCGGGGCCACAGCCCCUUCGCCAACCUCAAGUCGUGCUGUGUGCCCACCAAGCUGAGACCCAUGUCCAUGCUGUACUAUGAUGAUGGGCAGAACAUCAUCAAAAAGGACAUUCAGAACAUGAUAGUGGAGGAGUGUGGGUGCUCAUAGAGCACCCAGCCCAGGGGGGACGGGAGCCAGAGUUGUCCAGAGAAGACAGUGGCAACACGAAGAAAUGUUUAAGGUUUCGGAGUUAAACAAGCAGAAAAAAAUAUAUAGAAAUUAAAAAAAAAAAAAUAAACUAAAAACAAAACCUGAAACAGAUGAAGGAAGAUGUGGAAAAAUUCCUUAGCCAGGGCUCAGAGAUGAAGCGGUGAACGAGAUGGAAAUUGGGAGGGUAAGGGAGAGAGGCGUGCCCUUCAUUUCUUCCGAUAUCUAUCAAAGUGAUGACAUCCGUUGCUUACACGGGAGUAUCAUCCCCUCCUUUUCGGUCCCCCUUCAGUGCGAGCCUCGAAGUCGACUUGUCUGGUCCGCAGAAAUGCGGGCUAGCACAACCCAAAUAGCAUCUAGAAAGCCAUGAGUUUGAAAGAGCCAGUGACAGGCACUUUCCCAUCCAGUUACCCAGGUUGUAAGGUAUGUCUGUGUGACCCUCUCUCUGUGUAUAUCAGCCCGUGCACACAUGCACACAGACCCGCACACCGCAGACACACACACACACACACACACAGACGCAUUUCUACAUGACCCAUGCACACACAUGUACUGAUAAGAGAACUGUAGUGUGCAGGUGGCACACUUCCUUUCCUGCAGCAGUUUUGCAACAAAGCAAAACAAAACAAAACAAAAUCCAACCUAAAAAAAAAAAAAAAAAAAAACACAAAUU
Messenger RNA from Hyaena hyaena (striped hyena), 2291 nucleotides. RefSeq names its product inhibin subunit beta A (gene INHBA). Gene Ontology annotation, molecular function: growth factor activity; cytokine activity; hormone activity. Gene Ontology annotation, biological process: BMP signaling pathway; SMAD protein signal transduction. Lineage: Eukaryota; Metazoa; Chordata; Mammalia; Carnivora; Hyaenidae. Gene Ontology annotation, cellular component: extracellular region. Bases 326 to 1579 code for a protein of 417 amino acids. The record is from RefSeq and is a predicted model, not a curated record. The transcript is spliced from 2 exons.